CUUUUGACAAAGGCUUUGUUUGGGUCUUUUAUAAGCUUUAUAAUAAUACAGACUACAGACUGUAUUACAGUUCUCCCGUGGCUUAUUGUUGGACCGUGAGCCGCAUGUCUGAUACUGAUAGAUUCUGAUAGACUACGUUGCUGCAACCACGUACUAGCAUAUGUGCAACGGUUUGGGAAGGAAACGAUGCGGCUAUUCUAACCGCUCCUAGCGGGUGCCAGGGCAGCCUCGAAACUCUCGAUUGAUGUCGAGUCCACGGCAGCAUUGUCCAGUUGGUUCCAAGCAAUAUCAAUUAUUGUUCGUGGGAAGAAUGAUUAUUUAUAUAUUAUAUUGAACUGUGUUCCGCCGAGGCACAUGUCAGACAUGUCGUGUCAGAGCAUGCUUCUUAAUUAAUGUUCUUAUUCAUCGAUUUCUCUGCCUCAUUUACAAUUAACGCCUGGAUCAUGCAUUAAAAUACAAUUAUCAACAUUAUGAUUAGAUAUAUAAGUGGCAUAUCACGAACAAAUAAUGGGUUUCCCACAGCCGAGCAGAACCGAACCGUUUCUUCCUUUUUUUUCCCCCUCCGGACAACUUGUUGUCAUAGAAACAAUCACGUGACGAACGCAGCAUCAAGUAUGGCGUCCUUUAAGAUGCUGAGCGCUUCGACUGGCAGUGGCUCAAAAAUAUAUUUAUGGUAUUGGUAGGUUUAAAUAAAAAUGACCAUUUUAAGUCUUUAUAUUUUUUUAGGAGUGAGUUUUCUCAUUGUUCCAACGGAAACAAAGUGGAUAGAGGGUACCAUUAAGACUGAAUCGGUAAGUUUGAAUUAUAUUUAUUAAAUAUAAUAUUAUUUAUAUAAAAAAUAUUAUUUUUAUAUCAAAACGAUUGAUUUCAUUGAUUCACUUUGAUUUUGUUUGUUAUGCAUUUAAAUUCAUUUGAAUUGUUAAUUGAUUUAUUGACCCUUGAUUUAUUUGCUGAUUUAUCUAUGGAAAAUUUACACCAAGGGCCUGUGUAACCAUUUUGAUGAUUUUGACAGAUGCCGAUGCACAGCGCCGGCACACAUACUCAACUCAUACAGAUACAUACACUCUCAUACAUUAUAAUACAUACAUGUCUAUAUUCUUAUACUUAUACUAUACUUAGUCAUAGUAGUAAAUCAUGAUCAUGAUUAAAUUAUAUGUAAAUCUUAUAUUAAUACACUACAAGUUUUUAAGUAGGAGAUAGGCUUAAUUAAAGUGCCUAGACAUGAAACUUGUCUAAACAAUAUAUUAUAUAAUAGAAAUUAUAUAUUAUUGAAGUAUUGCCCAUUCCUUUGACUAUUUUGAUGUCUUUAUUGUUUAUUAAUAUAUUAACUAACAUAAGUAAUAUUAAAUAAAUAGGCCUAUUACUAUUACUUAUGCCUCAAAAUAUGUAUAGUAAUUAUAAUUAUAAUUAUAAAAGCAUACUUAUAAUGGAUUUGAUUUUCUUCAAAAUCCAAACUGCAUGGAGACAAUAAGUUUACAAGAUUUCUUGUUAGUAGAAUAAUCAAUUUCUGCAAAAGCUACUUUGAUUAAUGAUGUUUCCUUAUCAUGUCAAAAGGGCUAUACAUAAUGCAUAAUGCUGUAACCUACUACUAUUAUUUUUGACACACCAUAAAUUUGUCAUUCAAAUAUUUUCCAAUAAUUUUCAGUACAAAUUUCAUUGGGCUCACGUAUUAUGUUUGACUUUUAGAGGGAAUGAUAUAUUGUAAACAGAAAAUGAGAAAAACAAAUUUUGAGAAUAGGAAUCUUUUGAAAAUUAUACUUAUACCCUACUUGUCAGAAGUAUUUCUCAUUUAAGGAUUUUAACUCAUACUAUAUUGUCUAUAUUAUAUCAGUGUAUUUUAGUAUUUUUAGUUAUUCAUUCUUUAACCUGCAAUAUUUCAAGAUGCUAAUCAAUUUUGUGAAUUGGUUAGCUCUUUCAGAUAAGAGAAAAAUAAUUUUCAAACACAUUAUUUGUGAUGCAGAAAACAUGGGCAUCUGCAGAAUUGGGGGGGGGGGGGGGGUUGCCGUAAAUUACUAACAAGUAUUGAUAAAAUCAACUCAACUAAAAGUUUAUUUAAUAUUUAUUAGGACUUAUGGAACUGUCAGACAACGUUUAGACAAGGAAAUUAUGUGAUUCCUUUAGUUUUUAAUUACUUAUUAUCCAACUAACGCUCGCAUCUUUGACUGCCCCCCCAUCCCCCUGUGACUGUAAGACUAACCCUCCCUACUAAAAAACCUGCGGGCACCCAUGGCAGGAAAGUAAACCUUUGAUGGAUAAUUUUUUUUAUCUUAGCUAUUUAAGAAAAAGAGUGGGGAUGGUGGGAAGAGGUAGAGAAAUAGGGCUUUGUUUAUAUCCUCAAUGGGGAUGGGUGGUGGAUGGGCCAUGUUUAACCCAAGCUUGUGAUAACCUGAACAUUUUGUGAAAUACUAUUUUGCAGAUGAAUAUAUAACAAUUAUGAAUUGCCUAAGCUUACUUCAUGGGUCUUCUCAGAAAAGGGUCACCUUAGUACAUUAAAAGAGGCUCACAAUUACAGGUGUCAAUUUCUGGUCUUUUUUCAAAUUAUGAAUAUAAUUUUUUUAAAGAUAAUUUUUUAUUCUCAAAUGAAGAUUAUAUUUGUGUUUUAUUCUUCAACUGAUAUUAAAACACAUACAAAAAAACAUGUUAGCAAUUUUAGAGUUUUAAUUUUUCAGAUCAUUUUGAAAUUUCAUAUUACUAUAUGCAUGACGACAGAUGGGUAUUAAUUUCUUGGGGCAUUAACUUCUGGCUUAUUUUACACUUGACCUUUUACCUUUCUAAUGCUGAAACUUUAGCAUUCCCUUUGACAAUGGCUAUUAUUAGAGUUUCAUAAAAAGAUGUUCAAAAAUAUAAUGUAAAAAGCUCAGAUUACUGGACCUGAACCUAAACCAUUUUCAAGAUUUACAGAAAACAAUAACAAAUAUUAGAAAGUAGCACAACUAUUUCUUGACAUCUACCUGGAGCCAUUCAAAUGUGACAAAAUGAAUAACUUAUCAAUAAUAAAUGUGUACAAUUAUUUAGACUAAAUAAUUUCAGUAAUUUUAAGUUGCUUUUAUUUAACAUAUGUUGUCUUUUCGCAUUUUUUUUGGUUCUUUAAUUCUAUUUAAUAUAAGCAGCAUAAAAUCUAUUUUUUUUAAAACAGGAGGAAAAACAGAUGAAAGAAAAUAAAGAAUUUCAAUUGGCCUUUCCCUGUACAUCAAUAUAAAUUUUAUUUUACCACUGUAUCAAUUAGAGAUUUUUUUAAUGUUGGAAUUAUUUUUGAAGUUGAAAUAGAAAAGGAUUAAAUUAGCGAAGUGGCUAUUCGCACCCGGGUACCAGAAGUGAGAGGUUAGGAUUAAAAAACUAUUUAAAAUAUUAUUGUUGGGUUUGUAAGACAAAAUGGGAUAUCAAAUGAAAGAUAAUUGAAUGAACUAUAUGUUUGUAAACUUACUUUUUCAGUUUAACUAAAAUAAACUACCACAAAUGACAAAAAUAUUUAUUAUUAGUACUUGAUUUACAAAUUUACAUUGAGAAACAUUUAUCUCCCUCCAAUACUUUUGCAAUGAAGUGGGUUAUUGUUCUGUACACUAAUUUAGUUAUAAUUUUUUUCUUCUUCCUAUGCCAAUACAUGUUUUUUCAUGCAGAAUUUAAAGCUCUGGUGUAUAAUGGUGACCUCUUCAAUUAUUGACGAAGGCAAAAAUUACAGUAUCUAAUCAAUGAAAUGAUUUAUUGAUUAUUGUUUCUAGUGUUUGCUUUACAUUUUCUACCUUUCAGGAUUGGGAGUUUCUGACACGAUUUUGCUUCCUCACACAACAAGGAACACUGAGUUAUGAGUUUAAAUACCCAGUGGUGAGUUGCAUGUCUGAUGUGAACAAAAAAAACCAACUGAUUUUGCUACAAACUUCCUCUUGUUGUUAUGAAUUUCAAUAGGGAUCAAUAAAAAAUUGUAAAUGGAAUAUUUAUCUGGAGCUUGGUUCAUAAACAUUUUAUUGAAACCAAUCCUGCAUUUAAUCUAUUUGAUAAAUUUCACAAAAUAUUAUGAGAAAUACGAUUUUUUUUUGUAUACUAUGCUUUAUAUUUUUUAAAAUUCACCAUUUUUAAACAAAGCCAGCAUCAGCUGUCAAGUGUUUUGUGAAAGCAUCCUUUAAAAAAAAAAUUUUUAAGUUUUAUAUUUUGCAUAUUUAAUAUGAAAAAUAGAUACCCGCUUAAAACUUGAAUUUUAUAUAUUGUAUUAAAUAAUUGUUUCUUUAAUGUAUAUAUUUAAAAAAAAUUCUCCUCUAAGGAAUAUGGAGCCCAAGAUCUGCUCCUGUACUAUGAUACACCUGGACAGUGGGAUUCUGUGUACCUACGUGGCAAAGUAAGGUGGCUCAGACUGGGGCGUGGUUUGGGUUUGAUAAUUGUGUAUUGGGCGCCGAGGGACGGUUUUAUCCAGCUGCAUGUGGUCUACUCUCUCUGAUCAGGUCUAUGUCUAAAAUCAUCACCUUAGUCAUGUAUCAUGGUAUGUCUUCCUGUGCAGGUAAAAUAAAUCAAUAACUUUUUUUUUUAAAUAUCACGUCCAUCAUGAGCUGGAUUGCUCAAUGUUUGUCGGUAGCACGCCAUUUAUUAAAACCUACAUCUUCUUUGAGCCCUCCACUUACACUAAGGUUUUGUGGCAGGUUCAGUUAAGAAAAAAAAAUAAAAUAAUAAUAAGAGGUCUUAUAUAGCGCGGUACCCCAGCUGUACAUACAAAUUUUAUCAAAAAAGACAUAAUCAUGACAUUAAAAUAAAAUACAUUUAUGAAAUAAAGAACAGCAAUGUAUAUUCACCCACCCCACCACAAAACUUUUACAAGGCAAACUAUGGACGGCAGCCAUCAAGAUCGUUUAUCGGUCAGAGGAGGGGAAUCAGUCAGGGUAGUAUAAUUUAAAUAUAGUGCCACAAUUCAUAGAAAUUAAAGUGUUGCCCCAUGUUAUCUUUAAAUUUGUUUUAUCUCUUCUCUAUAUUCUUCUGCUUGCAAAGGGCUUAAAUUUAAACUUGUCAUCACUUAGGUUUAAGGAAAUAAAAUUAGCAAUGAACUUGUUGGUUUGAUUAUAAAUUACUAAUAACACAACAGUUUGGGAAGCACUGCUCCUACUCAGUACACACAGACUCACAUUGACUCUGUCAUGCAUGCUGUUUAAUGAGUCAACAGUUUUUCAAGUUCUUUAGGCUGGCUAUUGGGAGUGAUGUUUGUAUUACUGAUCAUAUUUACUGUAUCAAUAAAUGUGCAGAGAACCGUAACUGAUUUAAAUUCUGCAAUGUCUGACACAAUCUUGGUUCCAUUUUAAUAGCUUUGAAUUAUCCUCCUAGACCAGGCACACCGUAGCUUUGAAUUAUCCUCCUAGACCAGGCACACCGUAGCUUUGAAUUAUCCUCCUAGACCAGGCACACCGUAGCUUUGAAUUAUCCUCCUAGACCAGGCACACCGUAGCUUUGAAUUAUCCUCCUAGACCAGGCACACCGUAGCUUUGAAUUAUCCUCCUAGACCAGGCACACCGUAGCUUUGAAUUAUCCUCCUAGACCAGGCGCACCGUAGCUUUGAAGGAACUGUAAUGUUACUGGGGUGGAUAACUAAAAGUCAUUACUAUUAUAUAUUUUUUUUAUUAUUGUUCAUCCUUGGUAUGCGAAGAAUGAUCAAGGCUUCGACUUGAGAAGUAGCUUUGAUUUGAGAAGUAGCCUCGACUUGAGAAGUAGCCUUGACUUGAGCUGUAGACUUGACUUGAGAAGUAGCCUUGACGAGCUGUAGCCUUGACUUGAGAAGUAGCCUUGACUUGAGCUGUAGCCUUGACUUAAAAAGUAGCCUUGACUUGAGCUGUAGCCUUGACUUAAAAAGUAGCCUUGACUUGAGCUGUAGCCUUGACUUGAGAAGUAGCCUUGCUUGAGCUGCAGCCUUGACAUGAGAAGUAGCCUUGACUUGAGCUGUAUUGUGUUUAAAAAUGAGGGAGAGUUGCUCCCGUCAGUCUCACUCUUGCCAAUUUGUUAAAAUGGCGAAACGUAGGCAAGACAUUAUAAAAUAGACCAGGAUGCAGUUUCACUUGGCUCUUUAUGCAUUCCACCUUGCAGGAGUUGUUGGAAUCUUCAUUUCGUCUAUGGCAUACCACCUGUGUGGCUCCAUCCGUAGGUUUUAUUUCAGACUUUGUCUUCUGUUAGAUGAGUUGCCAUCCAAGUUUAGUAAGUCCCAUCUACCCGAGGGCCCUGGUUUUUUUUUUUUGUAAAGGCUUGAACUCCAGUCCACCAGCUUGGGAUUGACUCAGUUUAGGUGGCUCAGUCACCCAGCACACAAAGAAGUGGCACACAAGUACAAUGGCCCACAGAAUGAGGAGAAUGCUCUUUCAGGAGAUAAGACAUUGAUGUGUAAAAAUAAUGUUUUUAAAAUGAUUUUUUUUAAAGUAAUAAUAAAUUAACACCAGAAGCCCUGCAAUCAACCUGUCUAGCAACAUUUCAGGAGGUGGGGGGGGGUUAUUGAUUUGAUCUUGUCCACACACUUUUUAGAUCUGGGGAGUUAUCUGCACCCUAGGGGCAAGGGCUGUUUUUCUAGAUCAAACAUUCAAGGUGUUUUUGUUAGGUUGCUAUUCAUCCUUAAAAUAAUUGUGUUUGCCUGCCAGCUGAUCACAAGCAUGGUUCACUGACAAAAUAAAUGCGUGAGAUACUGAUUGUAAAAUACAUGUGGAGGUGUCUGCUCCUUGAUGUACUUGGCACCAUGCUGAUGUACUGGGCACUACUUUGGUGUACAGGUCUGUGUACUGCGUUUGCCAACCAGCUGAUCGCAAGCAUAGUUCACUAACAAAAUAAAUGCAUGAGAUACAGAUUGUGAAAUAUAUGUGGAUGUGUCUGCUCCUUGAUGGGCUUGGCACUAUGUUGAUGUUUUUUAGGCACUACUUUGGUGUACCAGACUGGGUAUUGUGUUGAUGUACUUGGCAUCUUGUUGAUGUGCCAGGCACUAUGUUGAUCAAGCCAUUUUUAUUUAUGUAACAUCACAUUUUUCUGUUAUUCCAGAAUUGCUCUGAAAGUAUGUCUGUUCUCAAUCCUGAGAGUAAUCAGAUCAUAACCCUCUCAACACGCGGUUCUGGGACCUCAGCGUAUGUCUGACCAAUGUAGUCAUAUCUAAUUGAACAUAUUAUUUUGAUUCAUGAUUGGAGAAAAGCAAAUUUUAGUAUUAUACAAAAAAAAAAUCUCUGUUAUUUAUUACAGUUAUACAAUUUUUCUUUAUACAAGCUCAGUAUAUUUUGUAAAAGACAACACCAAUAUAUUUGGACUUUGUGUGUAACAUUAAUUUUAUCCUGUUAUGAAUAAAUUCUAUGUUGGAUUCUGAAAAUGUCAAAGUGAAGAAAACAGAAUUUUAGAGUAGCACAACGAAAAAUUAGACAUAAUUUUUGGAAAGAAACUUGUUCUCUGUAAAAUUAUCUUAAUUCAUGUCCUCUUAAAAUAGAAAAGGAAUAUUGGUGUGUAGCAUAUGCCCAGCUUUCUCUCCCUUGGAUCCAGGCAAAAUCACUGUUUAUAUGUUUAAAUGUUACUUCACUUAUUCAACAACUCAAUUCCUUUAUAAUAACUCAUGGAUAUAUACAUAAUAGUUAACUAUUUAUAUAAAUAAUACCCAUGUUAACACUAUAUUUAAGUGAAUUUUUUUUGUCUCAUAUAACAUUCUUUAAAAAAUUAUAUUUUUGAACAAGAUUUUGAAAGGCUACCAUGAAGAAAUAGUUCAAGAAACUUCAGUCAACUCUGUUAAUAGUGCAUUUCUGCAAAGGGGGGCUUUAGAGAUUCCAUACCAAUCAUUUUAAAAUCUUUUAUUUAUUAAUUAUUUACAUUACAUACAUUUUUUAAAAUGAUUCAAUUUUAUACAAUGUAAUCAUUUUUGCCUGCACGACAUCAAAAUGAAGAUGAAAGCAAAUUUUUAUUGAUUUAUCUAUCAUUUUAGAUAAGGUUUCAGAUUUAGAAACAUGAAAUUUUCAUAUCUUGUUUCUAUUUUGGUUUCUUAAUCUUUUUAGAUAAAAAAAGUGUGAACGGUGAAUUUGUGCCUUCAAGCCUAUAAUCUUGUUUGGUAACAUAAUUUAAUCUUGGAAACUGGAUGAUAAAAGUUUACUUUGUUAAAAAUAAAACCACAGAGUUAUUCUCCACUCUCAAACUCAUAAAACCACAGGAGGAUACUCCACUUUCAAACCUAUAAAACCACAGAGUGAUUAUCCAUUCUCAAACCCAUAAAAUCGCAAGGUGAUUCUCCACUCUCAAACCCAUAAAAUGACAUGGUGAUUCUCUACUCUCAAACUCAUAAAACCACAGGGUGAUUUUCUACUCUCAAACUCAUAAAACAUUUGUAUUUUAAAAUUCCUUUCCAGAGUUUUUUUUAAUCACUUAAGGCCUAGUUAUUUUAAUAUGUGAUGCUAUAUUUUGAAAUCCUUAUCAUUUCCAGAUUUUCUGGUUGUGAGGUGGUAAAUACUGGCAUAAAACCAUGGUUCCAUUGUAGGAGCAGACGCAGCUUCAAGUCCUCUAGAGAAAGGUGGUGGUACAUGGCUAUAGCAAGAUGUGGUCCACCUUCUGGUCAGGUCAGAACCUUAUUAUAUUAUACAUUUAGCUGGUGAUGUAUGAAGGGGAAGCUGGGGUAAUGGUGGUUCCAGCAAAAUUAAUUUAUCAUUUUUAUUUUGUUCAGGUACAAAAUAAAUAGCAAGAAUUACAUAUACAUUUUCAAGUAAUUAAAAUGACUCAUUUAUUAAACUUAAUAAUUUUCAAAGCUAAGGGUUUUCAUAACAACUUUAAUGUUUUAAUGUUAAGGUCAAGGGCUUGUAUUUGGAGUACAAAGUGCACAUGACAAAUGGAGAUGACCUCCUUCAUAGAGAAUUUUCAGCAGAUGAGUUCUGUAAGUUUUUUAUUCACCACUAUUUACUUUGGGGAAAACAACUUUAUUAGUGUUUACAAUGUACAAGCAGAUCACAAUGGAAGACCGAGAAUAAGAUGGACUGAUAAUGUAGAGCUGGAUUUACAUCUCUUGGGAGUCCAUUCAUGAAGAUAAAAAGACAAGGAUUGGUCUAAGUGGAAGGAUGUGAUGAACCAGACCAGAGCUCUCCAUUGGCUAUAGCAUGAUUGAAGAUGAUGAUGAAUAUACAUUUUGCAAUCCACUAAAUAUACAGUUGCUAAUUGUAUCAGUUUUUAUUUGCAUAACGGAUAUUUUUUUAUCUAUAUGAAAUUUUAGAAAUCAGCUUUGUGGUCCAUUUGGAUUUAGUCAAAAGAUGAGAUGCAAUAAGAUGCAUUUAUUGAUCCAAAGAAAUGGAAGUUUGUUUUCAUUACAUUACUUAUAUUGUUUUAAUUCAUUAAAGUACUAGUCUGAUUUUUUUUUUUUUUUUUUUUAAUUUUAACUUGUCUGUAGCAAAGUGUUAGUUGAAACAUUGUGAAUGUUUUGUCAGAAUAACUGUGAGAUAUAUGUGUUCUUGUAUGUAUGUUGCUAUUCUGAAAAUAUUAUGGGCCUUUUGUUAGAACAAAGUUCUCUGCUUUUUUUCAAGAUCAUGGAUAAUCCUAAUGUCUAUUUCUGACUUUGUGACAAUCAUAAUGUCAGUGUCUGACUUGUCUUUGUGACAAUCAUAAUGUCUGUGUCUGACUUGUUUUUGGUGGGGUUUUUUAAUCCCACUGUUUGCUUCCCAGAUGGUGGAUGUGUAUAUUUUUUGGUUGAUGCCUACAUAAAUGUCUAAAAGUUCCAUUUAAACGUUAUUCAUGAUAUAAAUACAAGACUAUCAGUCCGAAGCAUAAAUAACACUUACUACUAUCUUGCUACCAGUUAAAAAUGAUUCCUUGUCUUAUGAAAAAUAAAAGCAAUGGUGAAUGGAUUUAAAUUUCACACAAAAGAUGCGAUAUUAAAAAUAAAAAUAAAACAUUUUUCAGAUUUGAGACUGCGCGUAUGGAAUAUUUGUUUUCUUGACCCACAUGGAAAACUUCUCUAAACCAUAACAUCUUAGCAACACUGAAAAAAGUAACCAAGAUGGCUGAAAACAAAACAAAUUCUUUAAGUUUUGCCAUGAAGCUUCUCAGAUGAUUAAGUCCUCCAAAUACAUAAUACAUACUCAGGAACUCAGCAAUUACUCAUACAGCACAAUUGCCACAGACUAAUUUUAAGGAACAACGGAAAACUCAAAACUAGUAUUUUGAGGACUGAAAAAAUAUAUGUACAAUGAACAAAAAGAACAAAUUUCCAUUUAUUUGGAUCCCUAAAAGUAUCUUAUGUUAUAAUAUGAUAUUUUUUUAUCUUCAAUCCCCAGAUAUCCUGCCUGUGGACAUAACUUUCUUCUUAAUGUACAUAAUUAUAUGCAUAUUGUCCCUCAUUUGUGCUGGUAUGUAUCUGUUUAAUCAUGUCAUAUUCAGGUCUCUUAGUACUUAAAUUACUUCUUCUCUAGCAUUUUGCACAGUUCAGACCGAGUAAAUUUUUACUCUACCAACAAUGGCGUAGAAAAAUUAAAAAUUAGUUUUCUAGGAUUAAAUUCCAUAUACAUUGGCAAGUACUUUCUAUCCAAAAAUGUUUUUUAUAGCUUUGCACAGCUGAUUGGCUCAAUAGUACUUCAUUUUUGUUCUAUAGAAAAAUCUUUUACUUACUUUUUAAAAGAUUUACUGUUACAGAACAAAAGAUAUUUGCAUAUUUUUCAAAUAAGUUUAGGAAAUUCUUAUGAUGAUUUAGACAUUUUAAAGACUAGUUUCACAUAAUCUGCAGCUGUCCUUCGAAGGCGGCAGCUAUUUCACACAACCUACAAACUUUAUUUGGCUUCCAUUUUUAUUUGGACACUACAUCUACUUCUGAAGGUGAUAGCAUGGGGAUAUUAUGGGACCACUGGCUGGGAAGCAAGACCCCUUGAAGUUACAGGUCAGGUAACCUUUUAGUUCUGCAAACAAGCUUCAAGUGAAAAUAAAUUUCUAAAAUACUAUUUUAAGUGAAAAAAACCCACCAUAAGCCUCUAACAACGCUGAAACUUAUCAUAUAAAAACCAAACUAAAAUAUAAGGCAAAUUUAAAAUAUACCAAACACUAAUUUUUAAAGAUUUUAUUGGUGUUUGUGAAGAUAAGAUGGUGCUAAUAUCCACUCAUUAUUAUAUUCUUCAACAACAAACUUUAAAGAAUGGAAUUAAAUAUAGGCAUACCUGUACAACAAAUAUAAAAAUUGCAAUUUUUAAAAUGUUUGAUUCAAUUGAACAUGAAAGUGCCUGCAAAAUGAAAAAUUCAAUAGUUAAACUUAAUUAAUUUAGAAUGAUGUUAAGUCAUUUAGAAUUUUUUUGUUGAGCAGUGGUUUGGACGGUGCUCUUUUGUUAAAUAAUUUCAAUUUCUGCAAUAAAUUUUAUUAAAAGAACAAGAUGCAAGCAUAAUUAGGAUGUCUAACGACUCUUUAUAUCAUUAGAUAUAAUGUUUUACAUUUCUAUUUAUUUUCCCUAACAAAGUCUAAUAUCAUACACAGGACGCAUACUUCAAAUGGCGAGCACCAUCGUUUUCAUCUUAAUGCUCAUCCUGAUGGCAAAAGGCUUCACCAUCACACGGGGACGUCUCACUAGAAUUAGCACCAUUAAAAUAACAGCUUUUUUUAAUGCCUUCGUUGUUGUCAUCGUGGUGCUCUUCAUUUGGGAAGGCUUGGUAUGUAAGCUCUUUUGUGUUCUAUAAAUAGCUGUGAAUAGCACUUGUAGUGCAGUGGUAACAUUUUCAAUUUCCUCAUCAACAAUGAAGCAGCAGGUUGGAAUUCAUCUGGUGUAACACUUAUCAAUAGAGAAAUAUGUGGGUGGAGUUUAACUUAAGUAAAAAAUAACUAUUUUGUAUAAGAUAUCUGAUUGAUUCCAUUCAUACUUGGUUUUUUUUUACACCUCAGCCUCAUAUUUUUAUUUAUUAUUUGCUGAGUUGGCUCUAACAUUUCCAUUCAAACCAUGCCUUUUCAGUUGUUUGACCCUGGCCUGGUGUUGUAUUAUUAUGAGUCCCCACCAGGUUAUGGCAUAGUCUCUAUGCACCUACUCGGCUGGCUCUGGUUCCUCUAUGCCACUGUCUUUACACUGAAGCACUCGUCAAGUCAGAACCAGUUUUACAUUCCAUUUUUUGCUUUUUACACCCUAUGGUGAGUACCAGGUGCUGUGUUGUCAUUAUUUUGUACCGGUACAUCCAAUAUAUACUUUGUCACACAAUGCCUUGUAAUAUUUAGACAUAAAUUAUUCUUAUGAAAUAUAGAUUUUAAAAAAUUUAGUUUACAAAAUUCACAUUUUAUCUUUUAAAUAAUUUUCAUUCAUCAUCGAGCCUCUUGGUCAAUGCAUGAAAUAUAUCAUGAAUUUAAUGAGAACAAAAAAAAAUAAAAAAAUAAAAACACUUUCAUGAUAGGUGUCAUUGUUUCCAAUAUUUUAAAUUUAUGCUAUGUGUUUCUAAACUUAUCUGUAGUCCAUUCACUGCAGGUAAAAGAACCGGAUAAGAACCUGAAAUAAGCCUAGAUAUUUAUUCUAAAAAAAUAAACAGAUUUUCAUAAUGAUUUCUAGCAAUGCCAUUUAAUAUGAAGACAACACAAAAUGUCUAUUGAGCUAGAUCUUUAUAGUUUGUCUACAUGUAUUUGUCUCCAUUUAGUUCAUAUGAGGCUUCAGUUUCAAAAAUUAUAAUUUUGUUACAUAAAUACUGUUAUUCUCUAUCCCCAGGUUCUGGGCUGGUCCUAUCAUAGUUCUGAUUGCAAUGUUUGCCAUGGCCAAAUGGAGCAGAGAGAAGACUGUCAAUGGAGUUGAGCAAUUUGUUGGCUUCUGGGGACAUAUUUUCUUUCUGGUUUGUCAUUUCUUUUUAUUAUACUAAUGACUUUUAACACAUUUAUUUCAAACUAAGAACACAUACAAAAAUUACCUCAUCAGAUUUAGCUGCACCUACCAAAAUAAGUUUAAUUUUAAUUAGAAAUAAUUAGAAUUUUAUAUUUCUCAAUUUAGCAUAUUUUUAUUGUAAUUUCACUGACCUAUUUCUAACGUUAUUUUAAUUUUAUUUGUUAUUUUCAUAUUCUCAUAAAGGCAUUAACAAGACCUAAUGCUGCCAAUAAGAAUUUUCCCUAUCAUGUUCGGACUUCACAGGUAAAAUAUUGUACACUUGCUAUGACUUAAAUUUUUGGACACCAAUUUAUAAUUUAAAAACACAUUUUUAGCAUUACAAAUUAUUUUUAAAUAAAGUCAUUUAAGUCAUACAAAAAUUAAUUAAAAGUACAUUUACUAAAUAAUAAUCUUAAAAUAAGAAAAGGGAAAAUCAAAUAGUCUUUUUAAGACACAAAUUAUUGUCUUAAUUUAAGGAGCGUUCCUUAAAAUAAUGUAUGUGUAAAUAACUAUCCAUUGUUUUAAAUAUGAAGUCAUAAAUAAUUCUCAUUUGAUUUUUGUAAAUUGAAAUCAUUUUGUUUAUUGGAAUUCAUUGUAAUUUUUGUUAAAUUCUCCUAUAAAUAUAAGUAUCAUAUAAUUUAUUGUUAUUAAUUUACCGUUUGUUAUCUAAUAUUAAGUUGUUGUUUUGUUAAAUGCAUAUCAGAUUGGAUUUCUGGACACAGCUGACUUAGAAAAGAAAAACAAUCCGUACGUUGUCAGUUCCCGGGUGGCAUUCUCAGGAUCUGGGCCAAACUUGGAGUUCUUCAUUACCUCUAAAACAUCUGACAGUGGAGGACAUGGUGAUAAUGCUUUCUUUCCUCCUAUUGCUACAGAUAUGGCUGUGUCUAAGGAAUCACAGGGGCCUAAACUCAAAUAUGUAAGCUAAACAGAAUAAUGGAGUUAAGUGCAAAACAGUGAAACUACUCUCUGUCUAUAAUAUUAUAUAUUUAACAGUCUGGGUUUCAUUCCACCCUCAAUAUUUAAGAAGCCAAUGAAAUGCUUUUACUGAAAUAAAUUUUAAUAUAAAUUAAAUAUGUACAUAGUCAAUGGCUUUUGUCUAAAGCUACGCAAAUUGAUUUUUCCUUACUUAUGGAUGAACAACUAUAAAAUGAAUAAAACACAGGUUGGGGGGGGGAAGAAAAGGACACAAAAGGAGUGGGGGGGGGGGGGGUUGCAUAAUGCAAGUAAUGAAAACUGCUUAAAACAAAUUAUUUAAUAUUAGAAUAAGCUGCCAAAAAAUGGCAGUAGCAGUGCAUGAAUUAACUGUCCAUCUUAUAAAGUUACUUCACAAAAUAUGCAUUCAAGUAACACACUUUAAUGCCAACUUCUGGUAAUUUUUAUAUGCGCCUAUUGAACACAGUAUUACAGCCCUACAUGCAUGCCUAGAGAAUUUUCAUUUGUGAUUUGGCCUGGCAUUUAAGAACAAAAUUUUUUGAACGCUGCAUAUACCAGACACACCAUUCUAACACAAGGAUAAGUUAAAGAUUGUUGUUUUUACACCUUAUCAUAGCAUUAUUUAUUUGGUACAGGUCGGCCAGAACAUACCAAGUGUUGACAACAACAAUGAAGGUGUCAUCACUGUGAUCAACCCCAACAACAGCAUCAACAACAACAACACAUUCAGUGGAAAUACUGCUGCACUCACACCAAGUGAACAUCACAGCUUGACCCAUGAUUUAAAUCCUGGAAUGACGACUCUAGCCCCACUCAGGGGAGCCAGGUUGCCCCCCUUGUUCCCAUCUGCCCCUCCUGCCGGUGGAUUGCCAUUGGUCAGACCGCAAUGACUAUAAAGUGUAUUUUAAGAGAACGAGUCAUUGAACCUGCAUUAAUUCUUUAUGAACUCUUCAACAUAGUUUUGGAAAUGUGUAAUUUCUUUGCAAAAGUUUUUGCUCCUCCCUCAAAUUUUGCUUUCUCAGACCCAGUUGGAAAGCGCUCCAAUCUAGUCAUGUAAAGUCAUGUCAACAACUUCAAAGAUCAGGUGAAUCUGGUUAGGAGUAACUUACAGGUUUUUCAACAAGAGCUUUGUGAUACAAAUGGUUUGGAGACAGCAAAUUAUGGGCAAAAAUUUUAAAUGCUUUCAUUAAGAACUUUAAAAAAAAAAAUUAGCAUCUGUAUGACUUAGCAUGAAGAAAGAAUGAUGUCUAAAUAUAAUUCAUCAAAAUCUGAUGUGGAGCCUGCUCAAAUUGUAAAAUGAUACAAAAGAUUGUUUCCUUUCCUGGUAUCUUUAUGACUAUAAUUACCGUAUUUUUUGGCUUAUAACACGCCCCCGCAUAUAACACGCACCUAAAUUUAAGAAGGAAAUUUCAGGAAAAAAAACUAAACAUUAUAUUGGCAUAUAACACGCACACAUGAUUUGCCCCCUAUUUUCAGGGAGAAAAAGUGCCUGUUAUACGCCAAUAAAUACGGUAAAUCUGAAUAGUCAUUCUGUGUUUCAAAUAAUCAUAUUUUUUUAUUACUUAUUUAUAAAUUAAUAAUACUCUUCUUCAUGUCCCAGAUGACAGUUUUUGAUUGGUGCAUGAAAAUGUAAGAUUUUUCUAAGCUUAAUCAUGGUCUAAUCCUUUUUUAUUCUGUGGUUAUUUUUUUUUUUUAAACCUCAUUGUAACUUACAUUAAAUCUGUCUUCAUCUAGUCUAAACAAAUGUAGAUAUAGAUUUAGUUAAAUGUAGACCUUCUUGUUGAAUAUACCAUACUUACUUUUGAAAAAAAAAUUUGAGCUUUAAACUCUAAAUAUCACUUUCAACUAUAUAUUUCUAAAAUAAUCUCAUUCAGUGUAUUUUUUUUAUUUUGAACGAUGUUUGGCCAAUCAUCUUUAUGACAUCAUCCUUCGAUGGUCCCUGGAAUCAUUUUAAUUUAUAUUCAUUAUGUGUAUUACCAAUGGGUAAAAAUGCCUGGUGCUUAAAUGUAUCUAACCAGACAAUUGAAACGAUGAUGGCUACCUUGUUUAAAUCAUAUUUUAUCUCUGUUACAUUUGCUAUCAAUUUUUUUUUGUACUGUUACUUAUUGGAACAGGUUAUUUUUAAAAAAAUUUCAUGUAAAAAUCUUUAUAUAACCUUAUAUAUAUGAUUACCAAUUACAUCAUAAAGGCCUAGUUAAUACUUUUUAAUUAAAAAAAAAUAAGGUUGAUGAAUAAUAGGCCCCUAUACAUUAUUUUUUUAUGGAUUGUGACAUUUAUUUUUUUGGUCAAAAGUUAUAUUUGCAGCUUAAGUCAUUUGCACUGGCCAGCAAUUUACUGACUCCCAGCACCUCAAAUGUCUGUGCAGGACAACAUUUCUUCUCCUCCUCAUGUCUUUAGUCAGACUAACAGGGGGUUGUGCAAAAAAAAGACCCAAGAAAUAACUUAAACUCAAUAAACUUAAACAAUUAAAUUAAAUUUUAUUUUUCAUGAUAAAAAAAAAAAAGGCAAUCACAUUCCAUUGAGAUCUUGGUGCUUCAUGCAUAAACUUAUUUCUUAACAUUACAAGAAUAAUAUUUCUGAGCACACUGGGUUUUUUGUGUGGUUCUUUUCUUGCAAUGACGCCAAUGAACAGAGUUCUGAAUGUGUAAUACCUGGACGCUUCCAAAAGCUUGGCCUAAUUUUUUAUAUUCUUCUCUUUUCUCAGUGGCAAUGAAAACAAGAAGGUCCAGAACAAGUUCCAGAAUAAAAAUGUAGAAAUCUUCUGGAUAUAUUUUGUUUGGCUUAUUAACAUAAUUAUGUCAGUAAGAAUAUUUCCAUAGAAACAUAACUAUAUUGCUACAGAUUCUUUUUUUAAAUAACAUUUUUUUUAAAUUCUUAGAUUUUAAAAAUUAAAAAAGUUGCUCCAUAACAUUAAAACAUUUGUAACAUAUUCUUACUUUUGUGAAGAAUUAUUUUCAUAU
Messenger RNA from Lymnaea stagnalis (great pond snail), 16660 nucleotides. The record is from the annotation of a GenBank genome assembly. NCBI's taxonomy places the organism in Eukaryota, Metazoa, Mollusca, Gastropoda, Lymnaeidae.